AUGCAUCUAGCGAUACCGAAUCAUCGUACUCGACGAGUGGAAGCGAUCAGGCAAAAUGUGAGGAGGCAUCAACAGGCAGCGGAAAGGCAAAAACUUGCGGAGAAAGCUGCACCGGCUUAUUUGCAGCACCACGGCAGGAUCUCAACAUGCACUCCUGAGACUUUCCUGCGCAAACGCAAGCCUGUACCUGCAACAGCAUCAGUCCUGAGAGGAGAUCUGGGCUAUGCCUUUCACGACCCAUCACAUGACACUGAGUCAAACACCCAAUCCGUUCCGACUGAGACCUGUGUUCUACCGCAAGAGCACAUUGUGACAGAACCGCGCACACCAAUUAAAGUGCCAGAACGUUCCGACUCAUUCGACGAAGACUACGACUUGACUCCUCGAUACAUGCGACGUUACCUCACACGUGAAGCACGAGCUAGACCGCAACCGGAUCCUCGUCCUACAGCCUCUAUUGAGAAGAAGACCGCGCUCGACCAAGGCAGUUCGACGAGCAUGUUCAAUAUUGCCAACCCAUACUCUGCUUUUAUGGCACCGAUUGAGCCUCCAGCAUACCUUGCCGGCCCUUCGAGCCCAUUAGAGAAAAGAAGACGAGGCCUGUUUCAACAAGACAAAGCCGCACCUCAGCUUCCUCGCCAGCCGGUGGUUUCCACAGCUGUGGUAUCGUCUCCAGCGAAUAUGCAAUCUUCAAGCAUGACCGAAUGGAAACGAGCAGAGAACGGACGCGACGAAGCCUUGACUUCGAGCUCCAAAGUCCUGGAACAGGGUGCGAUGAACAUGAGCGCCUUCCUCGAUACAAUGCUUUGCAUUUUCGCACUCGGCCUCGUGGUUGUCGCAGGCGCUGGCACUAUGUCGACAUUCAUAGCGUUGAUGACCGCACCAGCUAGCUGGUAG
This is a messenger RNA of Cercospora beticola, 897 nucleotides long. RefSeq lists its product as uncharacterized. NCBI's taxonomy places the organism in Eukaryota, Fungi, Ascomycota, Dothideomycetes, Mycosphaerellales, Mycosphaerellaceae. The record is from RefSeq and is a predicted model, not a curated record.